Molecule: messenger RNA, 1957 nt
Organism: Ictalurus punctatus (channel catfish)
Lineage: Eukaryota; Metazoa; Chordata; Actinopteri; Siluriformes; Ictaluridae
Gene: actr10
Product: actin related protein 10
Exons: 13
Coding region: 122-1375 (417 amino acids)
Biological process (GO): retrograde axonal transport of mitochondrion
Source: RefSeq, a predicted model, not a curated record
AACCAAGGACCUCUUCCCCGCCCUGCAAAAACAACAAGCGUUAGCUGUUAUUGUGAAUGUUUUCUUCUGUGUUGUUCUGGUCGUAAAACAGCUGUGUUAUAAAUCCACUCGGUGAAUUAAAAUGCCCUUGUUUGAGGUUUUGGGGAGCGGAGGAGAGAAAACAGCUGUUAUCGUUGAUUUAGGAGCUGCAUAUACAAAAUGCGGUUUUGCUGGUGAAACUGGGCCUAGGUUUAUCAUUCCUAGUGAGAUCCAGCGUCCUGGACUCCAGCAGCCCAUUAAGGUAGUGCAGUACAAUAUAAACACAGAGGAGCUGUAUGCCAACCUGAAGGAGUUCAUUCACACAUUAUACUUCAGGCAUUUGCUUGUGAAUCCACGUGACAGGAGAGUGGUUAUCAUCGAGUCCAUUCUCUGCCCUUCGCACUUCAGAGAAACACUGUCACGGGUCUUCUUUAAACACUUUGAGGUUCCAUCAGUGCUUUUUGCUCCCAGCCAUUUAAUGUCCAUCAUGACUUUAGGCAUCAAUUCGGCUCUUGUGAUGGACUGCGGAUAUACAGAAACGUUGGUGUUGCCUGUCUAUGAAGGAAUUCCUAUUCUGUCUGCAUGGGAGGCCUUGCCAAUGGGCGGAAAAGCCAUUCACAAGGAGUUGGACAGUCUGCUGACAGAGCAAUGCACAGUGGACACGGACUUGAGCAGCGGCCAGAGUUUACCAACCGUCAUCGGCACCAUUCCAGAAGAAGUUGUAGAGGAUAUCAAAGUUAGGACAUGCUUUGUCAGUGACUUGCAGAGAGGCCUAAAAAUCCAGGAGGCCAAGUUCAACAUGGAUGGAAUUGCAGAGAGACCUGCUCCUCCACCAGAUGUUGAUUAUCCCUUGGACGGAAGGAAUAUCCUUCAUGUUAAGGGAUCUAUCAGAGACUCGGUUGCUGAGAUGUUAUUUGAACAGGACAAUGAAGAAAAAUCUAUUGCUUCACUAGUGCUUGACACUCUGGUUAAGUGCCCCAUCGACACACGCAAGGUUCUGUCAGAGAACUUGAUGGUAAUCGGUGGCACAGCUAUGCUUCCUGGCUUUCUUCACCGCCUCUUGGCUGAAAUCCGCAUACUGGUAGAAAAACCCAAAUACCGUGACGCUCUCGCCACCAAGAGCUUUCGCAUCCACAGUCCACCGACCAAGCCCAACUGCACUGCCUGGCUAGGAGGGGCUAUAUUUGGAGCGUUGCAGGACAUUCUGGGUAGUCGCUCUGUGUCCAGAGACUACUACAAUCAGACAGGCCGCAUUCCUGACUGGUGCAGUCUCAGUAGUCCUCCACUGGAGUCACUGUAUGACAUUGGAAAGACAGGCCCACCACUCAUGAAGAGGGCUUUCUCCACAGAGAAAUAAUCCAGUAGUGAUGCAUCUCUUUCUCUGAGACAUAAAGACUUGCAUCAUCAAAGCCUCUUUCCUAGACUCUAUCUUUGUCAAAAGCAGUUAUGUAUUCUGUUUGCCUGUGAUUUUGUGUGUAGCUGUUCACAAAGCGAAGCAUAGUGGAUGAACCACUAAGUGGCAGUCUUUCUCACAAAAACUCACUGAGGUCAGACUGAUUAGAACAGCAUUUUAACUACACGUGUUAAGCUCGAGAAGUUUGAGCAAGUUCAACAGAUAAAUAAAUAAAUACCUGAACAUAACUAAACACUCUUUUAGCUUUUUGAGUUUUAUAACGUAUUACUGCUGUGGCAGAUAUUCCACUGCUAUUGAGUGGGGGAAAAUAGCAGUAUUAUUAAGAAUAUUUGGCGAAUUUUUUUCUUUUUCUCCUCCCAUUCCCUCCAUUUAUAUUUAUGUUGUAUUUUCAGUGCGUUUAGAAAAUCUUGCAAUGACAUGAGUUAAAAGAAUCCUACAUGUAUUUAAUUUAUUUACACAUUAAAUGCUGUUAAAAAAUACAUGGUGUCUUAUGUGUACUAAAUAAAUGUUCCAGAAUAAAUAUUA